Molecule: messenger RNA, 1581 nt
Organism: Gymnogyps californianus (California condor)
Lineage: Eukaryota; Metazoa; Chordata; Aves; Accipitriformes; Cathartidae
Gene: AKT3
Product: AKT serine/threonine kinase 3
Exons: 14
Coding region: 142-1581 (479 amino acids)
Biological process (GO): protein phosphorylation
Molecular function (GO): protein serine/threonine kinase activity; ATP binding
Source: RefSeq, a predicted model, not a curated record
CAGCAGCGCCCGCGGCGCCGCCGCCUCUGCAGGCUGACUCAUCAGUAGAAAUUGGGAAGAGCUGCAGAAGAAAAGCCAAACAGACAAGCUGAUAACUCAAAGAAAUACUCUUUUGAGUUGGGGGUUCAGAGUGGAGCCAUCAUGAGCGAUGUUACCAUUGUGAAGGAAGGUUGGGUUCAGAAGAGGGGAGAAUAUAUAAAAAACUGGCGGCCAAGAUAUUUCCUGCUAAAGACAGAUGGCUCUUUCAUAGGCUACAAGGAGAAGCCCCAGGAUGUGGAUCUGCCAUAUCCACUCAACAACUUUUCAGUGGCAAAAUGUCAACUAAUGAAAACAGAGCGACCAAAGCCAAACACAUUCAUUAUCAGAUGUCUUCAGUGGACCACUGUCAUAGAGAGGACGUUCCAUGUAGACACUCCAGAGGAACGGGAAGAAUGGACAGAAGCAAUCCAGGCUGUAGCAGACAGACUUCAGAGGCAAGAAGAGGAGAGGAUGAACUGUAGUCCAACUUCACAGAUAGACAAUAUAGGAGAAGAAGAGAUGGAUGCUUCAACAACCCAUCAUAAAAGAAAGACAAUGAAUGAUUUUGACUAUUUAAAACUACUGGGCAAAGGCACGUUUGGCAAAGUUAUCCUGGUCCGAGAGAAGGCUAGUGGGAAAUACUACGCUAUGAAGAUUUUGAAAAAAGAAGUCAUUAUUGCAAAGGAUGAAGUGGCUCAUACGCUUACAGAAAGCAGAGUGUUGAAAAACACCAGACACCCUUUUUUAACAUCCUUGAAAUAUUCCUUCCAGACAAAGGAUCGUUUGUGUUUUGUGAUGGAGUAUGUUAACGGAGGAGAGCUGUUUUUCCAUUUGUCGAGAGAGCGGGUGUUCUCAGAGGACCGCACACGCUUCUAUGGUGCAGAAAUUGUCUCUGCCCUGGACUAUCUGCAUUCUGGGAAGAUUGUGUACCGUGAUCUCAAGUUAGAAAAUCUAAUGUUGGAUAAAGAUGGACACAUAAAAAUUACAGAUUUUGGACUUUGCAAAGAAGGAAUCACAGACGCAGCAACUAUGAAAACAUUCUGUGGUACUCCAGAAUACCUGGCACCCGAGGUGUUGGAAGAUAAUGACUAUGGUCGUGCAGUGGACUGGUGGGGAUUAGGAGUUGUCAUGUAUGAAAUGAUGUGUGGAAGAUUACCGUUCUACAACCAAGAUCAUGAGAAACUAUUUGAACUGAUACUAAUGGAGGACAUAAAAUUUCCUCGAACUCUGUCUGCAGAUGCAAAAUCAUUACUAUCAGGCCUACUGAUAAAGGAUCCAAAUAAGCGACUUGGUGGAGGCCCAGAUGAUGCAAAAGAAAUCAUGCGUCAUAGUUUCUUUGCUGGAGUAAACUGGCAAGAUGUAUAUGAUAAAAAGCUUGUACCUCCUUUUAAACCUCAAGUGACAUCUGAGACAGACACCAGGUAUUUUGAUGAAGAAUUUACAGCUCAGACUAUUACAAUAACGCCGCCUGAAAAAUAUGAUGAGGAUGGUAUGGACUGCAUGGACAAUGAGAGGCGGCCGCAUUUCCCCCAGUUUUCCUACUCUGCAAGUGGACGAGAAUAA